Messenger RNA from Dalotia coriaria, 6782 nucleotides. Its product is annotated as maternal protein tudor. Lineage: Eukaryota; Metazoa; Arthropoda; Insecta; Coleoptera; Staphylinidae. The record is from RefSeq and is a predicted model, not a curated record.
AUCUUGCGUUGCGUGCAGAGAAAUACUCGUAAAAACAGCAACGGCAAAUGCAUCGUGCUUAAAAUCCAUCGUCAGCAAGAUUAAUCACAAGAACAACAUUCAUUAUUGUGGAUAAAAUCAUCAAGCUCUCCAUGCUAAACAAACAAACAAAAGCAGCAGCCAACCACGUUUAAGAAAUCGCAAAUCAAAGUUGCACUUGGGCGAACUUUCGGUUGCAUCCUCACACCCGAUUUGAAAACGCAUGCGUUCCACUUGCGCGUCGGCGGCGUUUUUUUUUCUCUCCUGACUCUCGUUCGCUGCUUGCCAAACUCAACCUCAACCCGCACGCGCGUCCACAUUUCGCACACGCAACACUCCGGUGCCGCUAACACACGAGAUUACGUGAGCCCUGCACCUGCAACAACCUCCAUCGAAUGAUGGACAAAUAAUAAUCCAACCACACACAAACCGUAACGAUGUCCGCAACGAUCUACACGACAUUCAUCGAGCGCGAGUCGUGCUUCAUCAAGAUAUGGGGCCAAAAAGAGAAGAACAUCUCGAUGUUCAUCGAGAACUCGCUGAUGCAGAUGAAGCCACAGUUCGAAGCCGGUGUCGGCAUGCUGCAACUCGAUCAGAUCCACACCGACUUGCUCUGCUGUGCGAAGUUCAAAGACAAUUCCUAUUAUCGUGCGCGCAUUACCAGCGUGGCGAUGCUGCAGCAGGGCAUGGUCGAGGUGCUCUUCAUCGACUACGGCAAUCGUGAUCUCAUCCAGCUUGCGAACAUACGCACUAUCAAUAACUUUCCAACUUCAGUCAUUGCUUUACCACCGCAGGCGAAUGACUUUAUUCUUGCACAAGUGCAAGUCAGCAUUACUUUUCCGCCCGACUCCAGGUUUGAGAUGAUUUCGGAUGAGAUUAGAUACUUGGACUUUGAGUAUAAAUAUGUGGGACAAGUGGGACCGUAUAGUCUUCUGUCGUUGUUUGCGGCAGGCAGGGAUAUUGCGGAGAGUUUUAUCGCGCGGCAAUUUGCAUUGCCCAUUGAGAUCUCAAUGCAGUUGAUGAUGUUACAGAACAUUCUCAAGAUAUCACCACUUGGACUACCUGGGGUAGUGCAACAGCAACCAGCGGUGAUGAUGGCGCAGCGCAGCCCAUCUAUACCUAUGAAUCCAUCGCAGACGUCACCAGGGGCGGGAGGACAACCGGAUUUGUUGACUUUUAAGUCUUUGCCGUUGAAAGUUGGCUCGGAACACACUGUUUAUGUGUCGUAUGUCAAUGAUGGGCCUUGUUUAUUCUCGAUUCAACUGCAACACAAGGAGCAGGAACUGCAGGAGUUGAUGUUUGAGUUAAACAAGUUGAAAUUGGUGCCUAUUGAGGAGAAUAUACUACCUGGAUGUGUUUGUCUUGCGAGGAGCUCUGAAGAUAAUUAUAGUUAUAUCUGUCGAGCUGUUGUUACAAACAUGGUUGAAAACAACUACAAAGUGUUUUUUGUUGAUUUUGGUAACACGGAAGUGCGUUCCUACGACGAUAUCUUCCAAAUUCCAUUCAAAUAUGUCAUACCGAAAGUGAUGGCAACCCGCUUUGCACUCAACGGACUUCAGGGACAAGUUGUUUCGGUCGAUAUGAAAGUUGCCUUCAAAUCUUUCGUGGAUAACACCGCACUGAAGAUGCGUGUGUGUGCUCCAUUCCCAAAAACAGGAGUUUCUCUCUGUGAACUUUACAAUACCAAUGGUGUUUCUGCUUUGGAUUUUGUCCGGGGUGUUUCUCUCCAGGGUUAUCCUGAAACAGUAUCGCUCACCCGAGGAUUCAAUCAAGAAGUGAAAGUAAGCUAUGUUUUCAGUUGUGUUAAAUUCUAUGUGCAACUGCGUAAGAAAGAAGAUGAACUUAAUAAGAUGAUGCAGGAGUUGCAAACUGCGCAGAUGCAGCCGAUUACUCAGGAUUUGUUGAAAAUUAACGCGCCGUGCAUUGCUCUCUAUGCGGCUGACGGGAUGUAUUACAGAGCGCAGAUUUUAUCAGUCGAAGGCAAUUCAGUAGUUGUGAAAUAUGUUGAUUAUGGUAAUGAGGAACAUAUUCCUAUCAAAGAUAUUAGAUCACCAAUGAUGGAGUUUAUUACAAAUUUGAGACCGCAGGCGAUUGAAUGUUGUCUCAAUGGUUAUCAGAACAUGGAAACCGAUCAGGAGAGGGAUAAUUUGUUGGAGGAGCUUAUGUUGGAGCAGUAUUUCAGUAUGAAAGUGGCUGAUGUGCAAGGUAGUCGUAUCCUGGUUGAUUUAUUCGAUGCGCAACUUUAUAAUGUCGCUUCGUUGUUACUGGACAAAAUGGCGAAGACUCGCUCGCAAGUUAGUCCGGCUCUCGUGCAGGAUAACAAGAUUGAUCACAGGAAAACUACGCCUAAUAAAUAUUCACCCAGGGAUAAUAAGACUGAUUCAUGGAGAGAUAAAGAGCGUCCACAGCGCCAGGCUUCCAACGAUUGGCGGCAAAACAAAGAACUACACCAAAACUCUUUCGAAAAGGAAGAUAACGCUGAAUACCGUAAAAAGAUACAUUCUAACACUUGGGGCGACAAAAACAACCGAAAUUCUGGUGAUGGUGAGUCAAAACCUUAUCAGGACCGGCGCAAACCACAAAAUUGGACUGAUCGACCCCCAAAAGAUUUGAGGAUAAAUCCAAUGAAUGGGCCGAUGGUGAUAAACCACGUUCGGAGUCAAAAUGGAAUGAUAAUAAACGCCAAAACAACUGGGGUGGAGGUGAUGGUAGAGAAAACUCUCGCGAGAAUUCAUGGGGUGAUAAACGUGAACAAAAUGAUAACACCUGGAAUGGAAACAGACGCGAAAGACCCGAAAGAGACUUUAAAAAACGACCUCCUCGUGAUGAUUCAUCUUCCUGGGGUGGUAGUGGAAGUGAAAGGGCUAAUUCAUCACCGAGGCGUCGACGUGAUAACCGCAGUGAAGAGGGAAGUGAAAAAUCAUUCUCGUCUGGUAAGAGUUUUAAAGGAAAACGGGAUAAUUUCGGUGGUUCUCCACCAAAGAAAAACGUCGAUGAGAAUGUUGAUUAUGCUGAUUCUAAUGUGCUAUACCAGGUUGAGUUUGAUUGGGACUGAGCAUAAGGUUUCUGUUUCUUGGUUCUACAAUCCAACAAGUUUUUUCGUGCAGCCUGUCGAUGAUAAAGCUAAAUUUGAUUCUAUGAUGAAAGAUAUUCAGUUUGCGUAUAUAAAACGGAAAGUUCUGGAAUCAGCUGAAGUCGGUAAUACAGUUAUCGCUCAGUUUCCGGAGGAUAAAGCUUUUUACCGCGCUAUUAUUGUGGAGAAACCUUUAACAGGCACUUAUAAAGUUCUUUAUGUGGAUUUUGGUAAUACUGCCUUGACGAAUAAGAUUUAUAAAGUCGAAAAAAGGUUUUUGGAGUUGCCAGCACAAGCUGUACAUUGUGGAUUGGUCAAUGUUCAUCCAGUAGGCGCAGAAUGGCCGAAAGCGGACGAUUUUGGCCGAUUCUUUGGUGAAGAUAUAAUUGACUGCAAGUUUGUCAAUGCUAGUGAUAACUUAUAUUCAGUUGAAAUUUCAACAAAAGGUAAAUCUCUGGUGAAUGAACUUCAAACAGCUGGAUUGGCAGUGGUGAGAAUCCCAUAUGAACACUUUGACAUCAAUUAUUUACUAUCACAACAAAUCUGCUGCAAACUCAACACGGUGCAUGCAUUAGACGAUUUUACACUGGAGAUUCUUCCGGGGUUAAUUGUAUCGUGCGCUAUUUUCAAACACGAGUUAGCUACCACACCUAAUUUGGAUCUGAUGAAAACAUUCGUCAAUCAGAAGAUUAUUGUGUUUGUGGAUGAUGUGCAAAACAAUAAGUUGAUUGUCACACUUUACAAUAGCAAAGGUCAAUUUAUUCCGGCGAUAGAACUGCAGGAAGAAAUGUUUGAAGUCGUCAACCCAGUUUGUCAAGCGCUCAUCAUUGGGCCGUGUAUUUCUGGAUAUGUGCCGCAUGCAACACCGAGUAGUGUUUUCAUACAGCUUGAUUAUACUGCCAAGAACGUUGAUCUAUUGUUGGAGCAACUAUUUCAGCGCUAUGAGACUUCAGAGUAUGCAGAGCUUGAGGUCAAGGAGAUUUUCUAUGCCGUCAAGUCAUCGGACGGUAAUUGGUACAGAGGUUUAAUGAAGAAUAUCAAAGAGAAUGAGAUUACUGUUCAGUUUGUCGACUAUGGUAAUGAAGAAAUUGUUGAUAAAACAUCUUUAAGGCUGUUGACAGAGGACUUCUUUAUUCCUUGCUUGGCUGCGGAGAUUUCCCUCAAAGAAUCUGAGCAGUUUUUGGAUCAAGAAGUGAAAUUAAAGGUUGUGUUUGGUGAAGAUGCUUGGAUUGGCGAAGUUAUGCAACCAACUCAACAACAACUACCUCAAAACGACACAAUACCAACUGAACAACACGUGGAAACUGAACAAGUUUCUAUACCUGAAGAAACAACUCAUGAUAUUGUCCAGGAAGAAUCACCUCUGUCACCUAUAGGUUUCUCAGUGGUUCUGAGCCACUUUGAUAAUCCAGGUCAGUUUUACCUGCAACAAUCCUCAGCGCUUGAAGCAAUCGCGCAACUUAAAAACGACCUACAACCUCAGAUUGAGACACUAACUGAUCUCGAAAAUAUUACGACUGGUAUAAUUUGCGCGGCUCCAUACAGUGCCGAUCAAGUUUGGUACCGCGCGCAGGUUCUUGACGCAGACGCAGAGAUUACAACAGUUCGGUUCAUCGACUACGGGAAUACGGAUGUACUCGGUACAGAUAUUAAGAUUAAAUCACUACCUGCUGAAUUAUUAUCAUUAGAGGAACAUGCAAAGCGUUGCAGUUUACACUUAUCGCCUGUGAAUGGCGAGUGGACUUCUGAAGCGUGUAAACGUUUCGAAGAUAUUACUUCAGCUGGUGUUCAGCUGACAGCAGAAAUUGUCCAUCAAGAUGAAAUAACUACAUUUGUACGUCUCUACGCGAAUAACACAUGCGUGGAUGAUAUUUUUAUCAAUGAGGGUUAUGCUACUGAGUUAAAAGCACCACAAGCAGCGUUCAAAGGUUUUGUAAGUAAUCUAAACUCUCCGUCAGAGUUUUGGUUGCAAUUUGAGCACGCAUGUAAUGAUUUGGAAUGGAUUGCUGAUCAGCUAGUGAACGCUGAUAAGUUUAAACUGUUGGAAGAUCAAGCGCCGGGUAGUUUAUGCGCCGCCAUCUUUCCCGAGGAUGACAGUUGGUACCGCGCGCGUAUUUUAUCCAAUACAGUCGCUGGCGUUGAGGUUUUAUUCAUAGACUAUGGUAAUUCUUGCACAUGUACAUCAUUGCAUGAAUUACCAGAGGAUUUGGUGAUGGUUCCGCCAUUAGCACACAAAUGCAGUCUAUUAAAACCUCCAGGAUUAUUGGAAUGGUCAAGUAAAGCUACUGAUAAGUUUAAGGAAAUCUCCGCAGAUGGCGUUACUGUGUUCACAGUGAUAAAACAUGCUCAGGGUGAGACUAAUCAGGUACAAUUAAUUCUAAACGAAGAAGAUAUAACGCAGAUAUUAAAACCCGAGUUGUUUGAGGCUAAAAUGUUAUCGUGUAACAGCCUGAAUGAGUUUUCACUGAGAAGAACUGAUUUGGAAGAUAAAUUUACGGAGGUACAGGGUAAGAUUCAAGAGUUGGGCGAUAAACCAUGCGCGGAUGAGACAAUUGUUGCUGGUUUAUACGAGAAUGUGUUUUACCGUGCGAAAAUUAACGGUGCCAUUGUUGAUAAAUAUGUAGUGGACUUGUUGGAUCUGGGUAUUGAGGCUGAUGUGACUGAAUUGCGACAGUUGCCGAAGGAUUUAGUGGAGUUGGAACCUCUAUCAAUGACUGUGAAGAUGAAUCCGUUGGUUGGCUAUGCGUUUAAUGCGGAAAGCGAGACUUAUUUUAAGACUUUGUGUGAAACUGAGACCUUAUUCCACGUAGAGUUAGUUACCGAUAAGAUUGUUAGACUGUAUUUGAACGGGUGCGAUGUUAGAGAUAAAAUGCCAUCGACAAAAUGCACUCCGUUGAGUUCUGUGCAUAGUACGCCUAAGAAGGUUAAAAUUGAAGACGUAAUUGAGGUUAAAGACGAAGAUUCAUCAAUUUUAUUGAGUAAAACUGUUACUGAGGCUGAAAAUAUUGAAGAACAGAUAAAUACUGUUGAAAUUGCAGUAGUAACGGAGAAAACAAGUGAUAUUGAUGAAGUAAAUAUCGAGAAAGUAGAAAAAGGUGAAAUUAAAGGAGUUGAGAAAGGUUUAAGUCUUGAGGAUGAGUUGAAACAAGCCGAAAACAAAAUGGCCGCCGAAAUUGAAGAUAGCAACAUAACAGUUGAUGUCAAAACCGAAAAAGAAGAGAAAGAAACAAUUUCUAGUGUAAAUACGUCUAAUGACGAAGAGUUACUUAAAGAUGCCGAGAUGUUUGUAUCUGUGACAGAUGAACUUGUCGAGAAAGUAGCCAAGCAGUGCAAUUUGAUUGACGAUGUCAAUUCAAACAAAGAGGAAACUGUAAUCAACGGAAAACACGAAACAAAAACCGAAGGCAAAGAAACCAAUGAAGAAAAUGGCGGCGAGACGUCAAGUGUCACAAGUUCUUAGUUCGUAAGCGUUUAAAUAUAUUUUUGAUACAAUUUUAUAUGAGAUCGAUUGACGAUUGUUAUUGUUGGCAAGUUUACUAUUACGUUAUAUUGUUGGUAACAUGCGAUGAGACUAUUUUACGAUUGCUCACGAGUAGAAUCUAUCGUGCGGCGCAGAACAUUCUGAAUUUUAUUGUGUAUGUUACUUUGUUCCAGGUUUGCGAGUUUUUUGAAUAAAUCUUCUUUCUGAAAA